Molecule: messenger RNA, 1601 nt
Organism: Notolabrus celidotus (New Zealand spotty)
Lineage: Eukaryota; Metazoa; Chordata; Actinopteri; Labriformes; Labridae
Exons: 6
Coding region: 1-1152 (383 amino acids)
Biological process (GO): cell surface receptor signaling pathway
Molecular function (GO): transmembrane signaling receptor activity
Source: RefSeq, a predicted model, not a curated record
AUGGACGUCAGCCCUGUCCUCUUACUGCUGGACUCUGCGAAUGUCAGCGUGUCAGUGUGGCCCCCGGGAUCGAACAUCUACCUCGACGAGAGUGUGUUGCUGCGGUGCACCGUGGAGUCAGACUCCAGCUUUGUGUGGAGCUACCAAUGGCUCAGACACAGACUCCACCCUGCUCAGACUCCAAACCCCAGACACCUGGUCUCAGGAGACAGCUACUCCAUCACUGCGGUGACGAGGGAGGACGCGGGGAGCUACCAGUGCCAAGCAGAGCUGAGAGAGGUCAACAUUAGCUCUCUGGUGAUCCUCAGUCGGCAGGUUGUUCUCAGAGUGUCAGAUCGGCCCCCUCCCUUACUGACUCUGACUCCCAGCAGCAGGCAGAUCUUCAGAGGGGAGUGUUUCUCUGUGCAGUGCCCUUCCUCUCUCUCUCAGAUGAACUCCUCUGGAUGGACACUGAGGCGGUUUCCUCCAAGGAGCGGACUCUUCUUCACUGACCAGUGUUCACCACUAGGGGGCACUGUUAGCACAGAAAGGCCUGACACGUGUGCGUUCACUGCUGUGAGAGAGAACGGAGGACUGUACUGGUGCGAGGGCGAGGAGGGCCGCAGCAACGCAGUCAGCAUCUCAGUGAGCUAUGGCUUCAUCAUCCUCAGGUCUCCAUCGUCCCCCGUACUCCUCGGGGACUCAGUGGACUUGUUCUGUCAGUACUGGACGGGAAACAACGGAACAACCAGCUUCUAUAAAAACGGAGCAGAGAUCACGACCUCUACGUCUUCCAGCGGAUACAGAGAGAUAAAGAUGAGGAUUGAGAAGAUGACGCAGGAGGAUGAAGGUCUCUACAAGUGUGUGUCUGGAGACGGACGGAUGGAGAGUCCAGAGAGCUGGUUAUCAGUGAGACCUGAUCAAGGCUCCUGGAUGUGGAUCACUGCUUCAUGUGGACUUUUGCUUCUGCUGCUUGUUCCUCUUUCUGUCUGGCUCGUUCAUCGCUACAGGUACCAGGCGUUUUGCACUCGUAGCUGCUGGCCGGUCUCUACAGAGGAACCUGGAGAUGUGGGGCUCCCUGCGACCAAACAGGACGUGACAGAAGUGCAGUGGGACCUCUCCUGGAUGGAGAUGUCCAACCUGCUGGAUAAACAGUUAUACCCCGGGACCUAAAGGGUCUGUCCAACUUCUAUCAGCGCUGCCUCUGCCACAAAAAACAGACAAUUUAAGAUAAGAUUCUCUCAGGCCGAGGUCAGACUACAUGAUCGCUUAAUCUAUUACAAUAAUCACUGUGUCAGUUCGUCGAUCAGAGAGCCAUAAAUUGUGCCGUGAUACGACCGACAAACUACACAUUGGUAUCCGACCAAUCAUCAUGACUGACGUGAUGACGCUGGAGGGAAGAAAGGCCGAGCAAGAUAAUACUCGAUACCCAAAAAUGCUAACGCCAGUUACUCACCGGGUCGUAUCGCUGUUUCUCUCCAACAUUUCUCUUCUUACGUUUGUCGUGGUCGUCCCUCGAUGACAUGUCAUAAAAGCCAAGAUGUUGUGGCAACUUUUCCUCCAUCUCAUGGCACCAACUUCAUCAUUCUUCAUUAGCUUAAUCAUUUUCUUUACGCUCGUGA